Molecule: messenger RNA, 1377 nt
Organism: Colletotrichum karsti
Lineage: Eukaryota; Fungi; Ascomycota; Sordariomycetes; Glomerellales; Glomerellaceae
Product: salicylate hydroxylase
Exons: 6
Coding region: 1-1377 (458 amino acids)
Molecular function (GO): monooxygenase activity; FAD binding
Source: RefSeq, a predicted model, not a curated record
AUGGCUCCCCUCAAAGUCCUCAUCGCAGGCGGCGGCAUCGCAGGCCUCUCGGCAGCCGUGGGCCUCCGCCGCGCCGGCCACGACGUGCACGUCUACGAGCGCUCCGCGCUCAACAACGAGAUCGGGGCCGCGAUCCACGUCUGCCCGAACGCGGCGCGCGCGCUGCUGGCCUGGGGGCUCGACCCGGUCAGGGCCAGGUUCGUGCUGGCGCGGUGCAGUUUCCGCGCCCGGGGCGACACGCUGAAGAAGUUCCACGUCGGGACGGAGGACUACGUCGAGGAGCGGUACGGUGCGCCGUGGUACUUUGCGCAUCGGGUCGAUUUGCACGAGGAGCUGAAGAGGUUGGCGACUGAGGAUGGGGAUGGGGGUGUGAAUGGGACGGGGGCGAAUGAUGUGAACGGCGUGAAUGGGUAUGCGAGGGGUGGUGGGCUGGGACGGCCUGCGACUGUGCACUUGCAGAGUGAGGUUGUGAAAUAUGAUCCCGAAUCGGCGACGAUCACGCUGGCUUCCGGUGAGGUCGUCACUGGCGACGUUGUCAUAGCCGCGGACGGCGUGCACACUAUUGGUGUCGAGGCCGUCCUGGGUCACUCGAACCCGGCGGUGCCUCAGGGGCAUUACAACUUCUGCUUCCGCUUCCUCAUCUCCACGGCCGAUAUUGAGGCGGAUCCGGUGACGAAGUUCUGGACUGAGGGGGACGAUGGUCGUAUGAAGUUCUUGGUUGGAGACAAGAAACGCCUUGUCUCUUACCCAUGCAGAAACAACGAGGAGCACAACUUUGUGGCCAUCUUCCACAACGACGAUAUCGAGUCGACAAAGAAGGAAGACUGGCAUGCCUCUGUUGGCAAGGAGAAGUUGCUUCAGAGAUAUUCGGACUUCCACCCGAGUGUCCUUGCCAUCCUAGACAAAGCCACCGAGGUGAAGCAAUGGGCUCUCCUCUACCGCGCUCCCAUUCCGACGUGGACAAAGGGCAAGAUGACUCUGGCUGGCGAUGCUGCGCACCCCAUGCUGCCUCACCAAGGCCAAGGAGGAGCGCAAGGCAUCGAAGACGGCGUCGCUCUCGGCAUCGCACUUGCGUGCGCAGAAGCCAAAGACGUCGAGGCGCGUCUGCGGGUAUACGAGAAGAUUCGCAGAAACCGCGCCAGCGUGAUGCAGAUAUUCAGCAACGCGGGCCAGGAGGAGCCGGAGCUCAUCCGGGAGGAGGCGUCCAAGUUCAUCCCAGCAGAGAAGGUGCCGAAAAACCCUGAAGAGUUCUUCGCGUACAAUUUUGGAUACGACAUUAUCCGGGACAGCGUCCAGCAGGUGCAGAAUGUGGAUGCGUCGUUUGAGCUGCCGUCGGCGUUCUUCCAGAAGGUUCCUGGCAAAGGAGUUUACCCGUAA